AUAACUAGUAUCCAUCACAGACAUGACCGCCUCCGACCUCCCCUCUCUCUUCAGCCCUAUCCAAGUUGGAAACGCCCAGCUAAAGCAUCGCAUCGUCCUGUCUCCGCUCACUCGACUCAGGGCGUACGACGACCACGUACCAGGUCCACAAGCAGCGACGUAUUACGCUCAGCGCGCUAGCAUGCCAGGAACCUUGCUCAUCACCGAGGGGACCAUCAUCGCCGCUCGUGCUGGUGGACUUCCAAACAUCCCUGGGAUCUACAACGACGCGCAGAUCAAAGCGUGGAAGGAGAUCACCGACGCCGUGCACGCGAAGGGGUCCUUCAUCUACGCUCAGCUGUGGGCGUUCGGGCGCGCCGCUGACCCCACAUUGCUUGCAUCCGAGGGACACGAACACGUCGGGCCAUCCGCCAUCCCGCUCGAGGAGCACUGGCACGCCGACGUUGGUCCUCAGGCCCUACGAGCGUUGACUGUUCCAGAGAUCAAGGAGUACGUCCAGUUGUACGUGACCGCAGCGAGGAAUGCCAUGGAGGCCGGUUUUGAUGGCGUCGAGAUCCACGGCGCGAAUGGGUACCUCGUAGAUCAGUUCUUGCAGGACGUCAGCAACAGUCGCGCGGACGAGUAUGGAGGUAGCGUCGAGAACAGGACGCGAUUCGCACUCGAAGUCGUCGAUGCAGUAGUUGCAGCCGUCGGAGCCUCCAGGACGGCUAUACGGCUCAGCCCGUGGAGCGAGUGGCAAGGCAUGGGAAUGGCUGAUCCUAUUCCGACAUUCAGCUAUUAUGUGAGCAAGCUCAAGGAGAGAGGCCUGGCUUAUAUCCACGUUAUUGAGCCGCGAAUCAACGGCGUCGAUGACGCAGUCAAGGCCGCUAGUAACCCUGAAUCCAACGACGUCCUUCGCAAGAUUUGGGGCGAUCGGCCAUAUAUCGCCGCAGGCGGCUUCACCAGAACCAAGGCACUCGAUACGGCAGAGGAGAAAGGUGGAUUGAUCUCAUUUGGCCGGCUCUUUAUUGCGAACGUAAGUUUCAAGAAAAUGCAGCCCGAAACAAAAAUUUGGAGAUAAAAAGCUUACCUCCCUAUCCGUAGCCCGACCUCCCUCGUCGUCUACAAGAAGAUCUGCCACUGACCAAGCCAGACAGGACCAAGUACUAUCUUGCCGGAAAUCAUACAUCCGAUGGAUACACUGACUGGCAGUUUGCGAGCGGACAGGAGAAAACCUCAGAAUAGAUAGAUACGGUAGACUCAGUGUGUUGAAGCUUCGAAUAUAACCGAUAGACUCGA
Messenger RNA from Coniophora puteana RWD-64-598 SS2, 1278 nucleotides. Its product is annotated as FMN-linked oxidoreductase. Lineage: Eukaryota; Fungi; Basidiomycota; Agaricomycetes; Boletales; Coniophoraceae. The transcript has 3 exons. The record is from RefSeq and is a predicted model, not a curated record. The coding region runs from base 23 to 1060 and encodes 345 amino acids. Gene Ontology annotation, molecular function: NADPH dehydrogenase activity; FMN binding.